GAGUCUUACCCUCUGUAUAACAUGUUUUUCCAAACCCAGUGUGGAACAACGUGUGAGGUGAAUGUCAGCGAGGUAUAACAGCCAACACACCUUCAUAAUGUUCUUCAGAAGUGUAUCAGGCGUGUGAGAGACUGAGGACAGUUUUAAUCUUCAGCAACAUGACACUCAAAUCACACUGCACGCAUCUACGCGCACCAACAGGAUCUCUAUGGACCAGCGGACACUGCAAAAGACAGUACAGCUCUAAAUCGCAGCUUAACUACCUCACAAGAACACAUCCGAUGGAGCAGAGGAGGCCCAAACCUCACAGGUUCCACUCCUGCCUGGUGUUUCGCUUAAAGGACCGUGUGAGGAUGGACCACUGCCAGCCUGGAGGAGACGUCCAGGAAAACACUGAGAGCAGACUAAGGGAACUGGCCCUGAAGUGGUUUACAGAGACCCAGGCGCCUUUAAUUCUCCACAACGGCAACUUUCCGGAAUGGUUCCAAGGAUUUAUCAGCAGAAAGGAUGCAGAGGAGCAUCUGAAAGACAAGGAACUGGGCUGUUUCCUCAUUCGGCUCAGUGAUAAAGCCACUGGAUACAUUCUUUCAUACAAAGGUCGCGAUCGAUGUCGGCACUUUGUCAUCAAUCAGAAUAAAGAUGGACGUUUUAUUGUGACGGGCGACACAGAGAUGCAUGACACUCUCACUAGCCUCAUUGAAUAUUACAAGUCCAGUCCCAUUGAGCCAUUUGGAGAAUAUCUGACACUCUCAUGUUUUGAGUCUUCCACAAGCGAGCUCUAUGAUGUAAUUCACUUUGACAUGAGGGAAAAGCCAGGAGUGAGUGUUAAAGCUGCGAAGGAUAUUUGGGACGAUCCGCGUAAAAAACAUGACACAAUGCAACCGCCUGCCUUGCCGCCCAAGGGCAACAGAAACACACCGGCAGUACCUUCAUGGCCAAGAAAAGGCCCUCCUAUGAAAGCCGCCUCCUUGGAUGUAAAGUUAAGCACAGAAAACGUGCUGUAUACGGCGUUAGACCUGCAGAAGCCCAGGGAAAGAGCCAGAACGCCAACAGAGGGCAAAGACAUUUCAGUUACAGCUAGAGGAGAACUCAGAGCCCCGAGACAACAGAAAAGCCCUGCCGAAAACCAAGGAACCAUUUACUCCGAGCUCAUAGUGCCGAACUGCAGAAGUCAAUCCCUGCCGUUCCUGGAUGAUGACUGUGAAGAUGAAGGACACUUAAAUAGAAGAAGCCAACUGCAACUCUCUUCCCACGUACAGAGGGAACAGCUCAACAAUCCCGCCACCCACUUGGUGCCAGGUCUUAGCAACAGCCUGGAUAUACUAUGUAAUUCAUCGCUGUAUCAAUUAGCCGGAACACCUGGCAACCAAAACACGGCGGGGAUGAGAAUCUCAAACGUCAGCAUGCAGGAAAGCGAAGUUACGUAUGCAGAGGUGCCUCUUGAACCCGUUCCAAAUCACUUCCUGGUUGACAACACAUACGAGCAGAUUCCCGACUCACAACCUACAGCGAGAGCACAGGAGAACUCACACACUAAUACCUACGAGACGCUAACAGACUUAAAACCGAAGCAGAUUAUUUCUGCCCGGGCCAUUAAGGCAGAUAAAUGGAAAUGGCUGUCCCCGGAAUACUGGAAAAAAUAACUUCUUCAUCUACAGACAAACAUCAUAAAAUUACACUAAUAGAGAACAGUUGUUAACAAAAACUACUUCCAUCCACUCAAGCUAUUUCUGAUCAUUGAAUACUAGAAUAGUACAGCUUUAUUUUUCACUAUAUUUAUGGGAUUUUUGUAUGUGUAUUUGUGAAAUAUUUUAAUUUUUCAUGUUAAAAGAAUAUUUAUUAACUUAAUAAACGUAUCUGAGUGUCUUAUUCUU
Ctenopharyngodon idella (grass carp) is the source of this 1874-nucleotide messenger RNA. Its product is annotated as hematopoietic SH2 domain-containing protein homolog. Gene Ontology annotation, cellular component: cytoplasm. The transcript is spliced from 8 exons. The coding region runs from base 159 to 1643 and encodes 494 amino acids. The record is from RefSeq and is a predicted model, not a curated record. Lineage: Eukaryota; Metazoa; Chordata; Actinopteri; Cypriniformes; Xenocyprididae.